Molecule: messenger RNA, 2820 nt
Organism: Thecamonas trahens ATCC 50062
Lineage: Eukaryota; Apusomonadida; Apusomonadidae
Product: ubiquitin-protein ligase E3
Exons: 3
Coding region: 18-2567 (849 amino acids)
Molecular function (GO): protein binding; ubiquitin-protein transferase activity
Source: RefSeq, a predicted model, not a curated record
UUUGUCCCUCCAACUACAUGCAGAGCACACGUCUUUCCAGGAGUGGUGUUUGGGUCCGCAUUGACGCCGUCAAGGCAUCGUUCCUCACGGGCACCGAGUACCAGGAGGCAACCAAGAAGGACCCGUACCUCAAGGUCCGGUUCGGCAAGCUCUCGCUGGAGACGCCGCACGUGACCGACUCUCUCGAGCCCGAGUGGAAUCGGAGGUAUGCAUGGCCGCUGGAGACGUUUGUCAAGGAGCUGAGCUGGUCGUCAUCGGCCUUUGAUGUCAAGAUCGCCAACAAGAACGUCUUCCGCUCGUCGUUUAUGGGUGGCUAUGUCGCUGCCGACGAAGAGAUCCGCCAGUGGCUAGACGAGGCCACGCCCGAGAGCCUCUCGGACCGGCUUGGUGUGGCUGUUCUCCGCUUGAUAGACCUGACUCUCAGCGAUGUUCAGGGCGACGACCUACGUGUGGUCAAGACCUUCAAGCUCUACCCCAAGAAAGAGUACAAGGCAAUGGGCAAGCUGUCGCGGGCGGAGCGUAAUGCCCGCUUUGCAGCCUCUAAUGCCCAUGUCGACGAGCAUGGCAAUGCGGUCGACGAGGAUGCGGUCGGCGUUGUGACCCUCGCACUCUCGCUCGGCGCUCCGCCGGCCACGUGGACAGUCUCGGUCCAAGACUCGGUCCUCGCGCGGCUCAACUCGAUCUUGGGCCCGUCGUCCGACUACGAGGCCAAGUUUGACGCCCAUGGGCGCAUUUUCUACCUCAACCACGCAGCACAGAGUGUAACCUACGAGGCGCCGCCGCAGCUGGCGGCAGCCGACCUCAACUCGUCAAUUGGUUCGGUUGAUGACACUUCCAUGUGGUCCGUCGGCGACGGCUCGCUGGUUGCUCACGUCGCCAGCGACGACGAGAGCGUGACUUCGGCGCCGUCCGAGGACUCGGACACGUAUGCGGCAUCGCCGGUGUGGUGGCGGACUAAGCAGCUCGGGCCGAUGCCGCCGGGGUGGGAGCUUGGCAGCGAGGGCGCGGCCAAGCCGUAUUUCAUUAACCACUCGCUCCGCAAAACAACGUGGGACGAUCCGCGGGUGCCCGGGCCGGCGGACACCUUCCAUGUCGACGUCCAGACGGUGCUGGCAGCCAACGCGCCGCUGGAGGACGGCUGGGAGCGGCGGGUGAUGGCGGUGACGCACCGACUGUACUACAUCAACAUUGAUUUGUGGCUCUCGCAAUGGAACGCUCCGGGUGAAGAGUUUUCUGAGCUCGAGAGCUACCAUGACGAGGUCCGCGGCGCGUUCCCGCCGGGCUGGGAGCGCAAGAUUAUGGGCGAUGGUUCGGUCUUUUACGUCAAUCACCUGUCCAAGUCAACGACGUGGACCGACCCGCGGCUGGCAAGCGAGUCAGGCGACGGCGCCGGGCCAUCGAUGUCGACGGCGGCCGGCUCGGCCGACGCGACCGGCUUUCAGAAUCAGCUUGCCGCGCUCCACAACGAGCUGCCGUCGGUCUCGGGCGAGACCCUCAUCACAGUCUCGCGUGACCGGCUGUUCGAGGACGCGUACCAACGGAUUAUGGCGCUCGACUCUACCGCACUCAAGCGGUACUUUCGCGUUCAGUUUGACGGCGAAGCCGGGCUGGACUACGGCGGUCUCUCGCGCGAGUUCUUCACCACCAUCUCACAGUCGAUGUUCUCACCUUACUACGGGCUGUUUGAGUACUGUGGGUCGGACACCGGUACGCUGCAGAUCAACAAGCACUCGGGUCUUGUGGCCGAUGACCACCUGCGGCUGUUUCGGCUGGUGGGGCGGACCAUCGGCCUUGCUAUCCGCAACGGCAAGCUGAUGGAGGCAUACUUUACGCCUGCCUUUUACAAGCACCUCCUCCGGCGGCCGGCGACGCUGCGUGACAUGCAGUCGUACGACCUCGAGACGUACAACUCGCUGGCGUGGGCCUCGUCCAACUCGAUCGACAACAUCUUGUUUGAGACGUUCUCGGUUGUCGAGCACACCUUUGGCACCGAGGUUGUCAUCGACCUCAUUCCCGAUGGGCGCAACAUCGACGUGACCGACGCCAACAAGGCGCGGUACAUCGGGCUGCUCAUGAACUACUACCUGUUCGACUCGGUCGAGGAGCAGAUGGAGGCGAUCCGGACCGGCAUCGCUGAUGUCUUUGACCUGGCGCUCCUCGAGCGGUUCGACUCGCGCCAGCUCGAAUACCUCAUCUCGGGUCUCGGCACGAUCGACGUCGACGACUGGCAGGCGCACACCACGUACUCGGGCCCGUUCUCGUCCUCGCACAAGCAAAUUCGCUGGUUCUGGGACAUUGUCCGCUCGUUCAACGACGAGGAGCGGUCGCGGCUGCUCUCGUUUGCCACAGGCACCUCGCGGGUCCCGCUCGGCGGCUUUGCGCACCUCGUUGGCUCCAACGGGCCGAAGCAGUUUGAGCUUGACAGCCUCCCAGGCUCGGCCGACCGCCUCAUGUACGCCCACUCGUGCUUCAAUCGCAUCAACAUGCCAGUCUAUCCCUCGCGCGCCGUCUUUGAAAACAAGCUCCGUCUCUCCAUCAUGGAGAGCGCUGGCUUUGACAUUGCGUAGACGCGCAAGCGCCGGCGCAAGCGAGAAGGGCAGCAAAGCUGCAACGCUCUCCACGCGUCACGGUGCUCAUCUUCGGUGCCGCUCACGCUCCGCGCGCCACGUCGCGCUGGAGUCGGAGCAUGUUGAGGACGUCGGGGUCGAGGCCGGUCUUGGUGGCAGAGAGGAACUGGUAGAGGACAGUGGACGCGACGUCGACGAGGAUGUAGAAGAAAAACGUGCCGUCAAAGUUGGAGGUAAAGGCGAGGCAGAGGUA